Messenger RNA from Ostrea edulis (European flat oyster), 1265 nucleotides. Its product is annotated as 15-hydroxyprostaglandin dehydrogenase [NAD(+)]-like. Lineage: Eukaryota; Metazoa; Mollusca; Bivalvia; Ostreida; Ostreidae. Gene Ontology annotation, cellular component: cytoplasm. The record is from RefSeq and is a predicted model, not a curated record. The transcript has 7 exons. The coding region runs from base 305 to 1048 and encodes 247 amino acids. Gene Ontology annotation, molecular function: oxidoreductase activity, acting on the CH-OH group of donors, NAD or NADP as acceptor.
AUCAUUUGAAGAAUGAGAAUUCGACUGUUCGUUCACAUAAAAAAGAAAUCUAGAUAGAGCUACACACUUGAGUAAUGAAUGGCAACGGACUAGAGAGUUUGUAAACAGUUUGAUUUUCUGUUCGCUAUUUCUGAUUUUGUUUUAAAAACUACAUCUAAAAAUAUCUGUAUAUUUAAAAGACUGGCUUAGUUAAAAUAAACUGGGACGAUUUUGUCACGGAGAUAAGUGGGAGCGGAAGCCUUUAGUAUUUACACGGAUAAACAUUGCGGUGACAUCACAACUGACUAUUGCUUAUAGUACUCAGAUGGAGGUAAACAGGUGCGCGGUAAUCACCGGAGGGGCCCAGGGGAUAGGGAGGGCCCUGGCAGAGGAACUGCUCAGAGAACACUACCAGGUGUGCAUAUUGGAUAUCAACAAAUCUACUGGAGAAAAAACACAAAAUGAAUUGCGGCAACAGUUUGGUGAUAAUCAAGUUUUCUUUUUUGUCUGUGAUGUGACGAAAGAGUCGGAUAUCAAGAAGACAAUCAGCCAAUGUAUCGAGUCGUUAGGUCGUAUAGAUGUUUUCGUUAACAACGCAGGGAUUGUGAACGAGUUCAACCCAGAGCUGUCCGUCGACGUGAAUUUGACUGCCAUUAUACGUUGUUGUGGAAAUGUGAUUGAGCACAUGCGCAAAGAUAAAGGCGGGAAUGGCGGUACUAUCAUCAAUGUUAGCUCAGUUGCAGGUCUGGUCGCAAUUCCAUUUUUGCCGAUUUAUUGUGCAACAAAAAGUGCUAUUAUAUCCUAUACAAAGGCAUUGGCUAGUCAAUCGGAGAUAGCUGGCCAUGGCGUUGUCCUCUGCAGUAUAUGUCCUGGAUUCACCGAUACGUCCUUCGUUCAGAAUCUUGAAGACAAACUAGUAGAUGCCAAGGCAGCAUAUCAAAUGAUAGAAGAACACGGCUUGCUCAAGGUGCAAACUGUCGUGGAAGGCACAAUGAAACUUAUAACGGACCAGAAAAAUGGAAGCAUUUUGAAAGUGUCUGCAACUGGAACUGCUUACAUGCCAGCGUAACUGUAGCUGAAUAACUGACUAUGUCUUGUUGGCAUCCAUUUAAAAUAUUGUAUAUUGUGAUAACAGUCAUCAUAGUAUUUAUAUCAUGAAUGACCACUACAUAUGUAUAAUUGUGAGUGUAAAACUAUUUUCCACUUUAUUGCUUGAUCAUUUACGGAGAUAAAAAUGUACACAUCUUACUUGAAAUAAAUUAUUGUUUAUAUGCUCAAGCAUUUAA